Arabis nemorensis is the source of this 2274-nucleotide messenger RNA. The record is from the annotation of a GenBank genome assembly. NCBI's taxonomy places the organism in Eukaryota, Viridiplantae, Streptophyta, Magnoliopsida, Brassicales, Brassicaceae.
AUGGCUAGAUGGGAUCAGAUUUUCUCUCUUCCUGUUCAAAAUCCAACCUUGCCAGAAUUUUCUUCUACCCAUCUUGUUUGGUCCAAGGUUGAAGGUUACAGAGACAACAUAGAUAGAUUAGCCCUUAUCCCUUUUGCUAGGGUCGAUGAUUUCGUCAAAGGUGAAUCCUCCAAUCAAGAUUGUCCUACCAGUUUCCAUGUCGAAGCUCGACGCCGGAAACCGAAAGAGAAAAAAUAUAAGCCAAAGGUUGAUGGCAUCUUAGAGUACAUUCUGUAUUGGUGUUCCUUUGGACCAGAUGACAAUAGGAAAGGCGGAUCAGUAAGGCCGAGUAGGAGUACAUAUGUUCCCAAAAAGAACAACGCAGGACGACCGAAUUCCAAGAGAGGAUGCAGGUGUCACUUCAUUGUGAAACGCUUAAUCGCGGAACCAACGGUGGCGUUGAUAAUUUACAACAGUGACAAACAUGUAGAUGAGAAAGGGUUGCCAUGCCACGGCCCGCAAGACAAGAAGGCGGCUGGAACAAGAGCUAUGUUUGCUCCUUAUAUAUCAGAAGAUCUUAGAUUACGUGUAUCGUCUUUGCUAUAUGUGGGUGUUUCUGUGGAGACCAUAAUGCAAAGGCACAACGAAUCAGUGGAGAAACAAGGUGGUCCAAGUAAUCGAGAUGAUUUGUUAACUCAUAGGUAUGUUCGAAGACUUGAGAGGAGUAUUCGACGCUCAACGUAUGAACUUGAUGAGGAUGACCAUGUCAGCAUCAGCAUGUGGGUUGAAAGCCAUCAGAGUCACGUGUUUUUCUUCGACGCAGACCCCUUUUCGUUGGGUAUCCAAACCGAGUGGCAGUUGCAACAGAUGAUUCGAUUUGGCAACUGUGGACUCUUGGCUUCAGAUUCAAGGUUUGGGACAAAUAAACUCAAGUAUCCUAUCCACAGUCUUGUUGUAUUCGACUCCGAGAAUAAGGCUAUUCCAGUUGCUUGGGUAAUUGCACCGCGGUUUUCCAGUGAAGAUGCAUAUAGAUGGAUGAGAGCUCUUUGUAACCGAGUCCAUGCCAAGGAUCCCUCAUGGAAGGUGGCUGGAUUCAUAGUUGAUGAUCCCUUUGCUGAUGUGAUAACGAUCAGGGAUGUGUUUCAGUGUCCUGUCUUGUUUUCUUUUUGGCGUGCUCGCCACGCAUGGCAUAAGAACAUAUUCAAGAAAUGUCCAGACACAGAGAUGCGUGUCAAAAUUUCUAGAGAGCUUGGGCAGGUUGUAGAUAAAAUCUGUAGAAGGCAAGGAACAGCCACAUUGUUUGAGUGUUUUGUGGAGGAUUUUGUUGAUAAUCCAGAGUUUUUGGAGUACUUCAGAGCUGUGUGGUCUCCCAAAAUAGGAGCUUGGACAAAUGCUUUACAAUCACAUCCCUUGGCAAGCCAAGAGACCUGUGCAGCAAUGGAGCUUUACCACUUUCAGUUGAAGUGCAGGCUUUUGAAUGAGAGGGACUCUGAAGUUUAUCAACGUGCUGAUUGGUUGGUCGAUAAGUUAGGGACAAAAGUACAUUCUUACUUCUGGCUUGAUGAAUAUUCUGGAAAAGAUAAAUUUGCUAGGUACUGGAAAGAGGAAUGGGCGAGCGGUUUGACUUCUUUCCGCAAAGCAUUGAGUAUACGAAAUUCUGAUGUUGUUAUCUCUGGUAUGUCAGCAAAAAUAACAGAUGAGUGUGACGACGGCAACGAAGUUCAUGUUGUUUGGAAUCCAGGGUCGCAGUUUGGUGUUUGCAGUUGCAGCUGGGCUGAAAAGGGUUACAUAUGUAAGCACAUGAUCAAACUUACACAAGUCUGUCUUGGAAACCGGGCUGCUAGGCAAUCUGCUAGCCUCCGACAGUAUUAUCAGACUUUGAGUGAUCUGCUACGCUGCCCACCUCACGAUUCCUUAUUCCGUGAUUAUGCAGUUUCUUUAGCCGUCUCUGUGGAAAAACAAAUCAACGCACUCUGUGAUCUGCAAAAGAGCGAUGCUAAUGAAGAUACCGUGCAGAAAGAAAUUGCUGACAUGGGACCAUCUAAUGGAAAAUCUCAUGAUGAAUCUGACCUGGUAGAUAAACAAGUUGGUCUUGUCGAAGUUGCGGGUUCUGAAAUGGAAAAUAUUGAUCCUUCACCAUGCCUAACCAAAGCUGUUGCAGAGGAUGUUACUGAUACGUAUGAAUCCCAACGUCCACCUAUCUUAUACCAAUAUCGAAGAAUGAAGAAGGAUAAGAACUUUGAAAGAGAUGCGAAAAGGUCGAAAAUUUGGGCCCCUGAGCAAGGGAGUGUAUGA